Molecule: messenger RNA, 1431 nt
Organism: Dichotomopilus funicola
Lineage: Eukaryota; Fungi; Ascomycota; Sordariomycetes; Sordariales; Chaetomiaceae
Product: major facilitator superfamily domain-containing protein
Exons: 3
Coding region: 1-1431 (476 amino acids)
Biological process (GO): transmembrane transport
Molecular function (GO): transmembrane transporter activity
Source: RefSeq, a predicted model, not a curated record
AUGGCGGCAAGCACGUUCUGGAAGCGGCGCUCGCUGCGGGUACCCGAUGAUCGGACCACGCGGGCCGCCGAACUCACGCUGCGGCAGUCGUUGUACCCGAUCUGUCUCGUCACCGUGCUCUUUUUCCUGUGGGGCUUUAGUUACGGCCUCCUGGACACGCUCAACAAGCAUUUUCAGAACACGCUUGGGAUUGACAAGACGAGAUCGUCGGGAUUGCAGGCAGCGUAUUUUGGUGCAUACCCCCUCGCAUCACUCGGCCAUGCGGCGUGGAUUUUGCGACACUUUGGAUAUCGGGCUGUAUUUAUCUGGGGAUUGUUUUUGUACGGUCUCGGCGCCUUGCUGGCCAUCCCGGCUAUCAUAAGCCGCUCGUUUGGCGGGUUUUGUGCCUGCAUUUUCAUCAUCGGGAAUGGUCUCGGUUCGCUUGAGACGGCGGCCAACCCGUACAUCACCGUCUGCGGUCCACCCAAGUACUCCGAGGUUCGGAUCAACCUAGCCCAAGCUUUCAAUGGCAUUGGCACUGUGAUCGCACCCGUCCUCGGCUCCUACGUCUUCUUCAACUUCGACGAAGAAACAGCCCUCAAAAAUGUGCAAUGGGUCUACCUUGCCAUCGCCUGCUUCGUCUUCCUGCUCGCCGCCGCCUUCUUCUUCUCCACCAUCCCCGAAAUCACCGACGCCGAUAUGGCUUUCCAGGCCAACGAGACCCACUCCGGGGCUGCCAACGACCAACCCUUCUUCAAGCAGUGGCGCCUGUUCCACGCGGCGUUUGCGCAGUUCUGUUACACUGGCGCGCAGGUGGCGAUCGCGGGAUAUUUCAUCAACUACGCCACCGAGACGCGGUCCAACACCGAUUCGGCGCUGGGCUCGAAGUUCCUGGCGGGGUCCCAGGCUGGGUUUGCGAUAGGCCGGUUUGGCGGUGUCGCGCUCAUGCAUUUCCUCCUGCCGCGGAAGGUAUUCCUGUUUUUCUUAACAAUGUGCAUCGUGUUCUCCGCGCCGGCCAUCACGCAGCGCGAGAACACGGGCCUGAGCAUGGUGUUUGUGACCAUGUUCUUCGAGUCGAUUUGCUUCCCGACCAUUGUGGCGCUGGGCAUGCGGGGGCUAGGCCGGCAUACGAAGCGCGGGUCUGGGUACAUUGUGGGUGGUGUCGUGGGCGGUGCGUGUGUGCCGCCGCUGAUGGGUGUUGCUGCGGACAGGCAUGGCACCGGGUUUGCGAUGGUGGUUCCGUUAUGUUUCUUUGUGGGCGCGUGGACGUAUGCGUUGGCGGUCAACUUUGUGCCGGCGUACCGAGAUCCGAUUGACGCGUUUGCACAGACGGAUGUGGGUGUGCGGGAGCGGGAUACUGACGAGGCGGAUCAGAAAGUUGGGACAUUGGGCGGUGCUGAAACUGGCGAUGUGGAGGAGAAGGCGGGGGCGAAGAACCUGGAGAAGGUGUAA